AUGAAAGUGCGAGCUUACCCUGGCCGGGCGAUGCUGAGCUACGAGGCCAGCUGGGCCGGGCUGGACCAGCUCUGGGCGGCACCCUCCAUCACCACCACCGCGUCAUCCUUCGAGUACCUCCCGCGGCUCCUCCUCGACAGCGACCGCGAAGAGGAGUUCCUCAUCCCCAGGCCCAAGCUCAUAGUCCCAGUGCACACCUAUGGCAUCAGGAAGCGGAGGACGGGCAACCUCCACAGCCCGCGGACCGGGAGUGGCGAGCAGGUCACCUCUAAGGAGUCCAAUCAGCGGCAGGACACCAGGGCGCACCACAAGUCUUGUCCAGGUAGUUAG
Nezara viridula (southern green stink bug) is the source of this 330-nucleotide messenger RNA. The record is from the annotation of a GenBank genome assembly. Lineage: Eukaryota; Metazoa; Arthropoda; Insecta; Hemiptera; Pentatomidae.